This is a messenger RNA of Helianthus annuus (common sunflower), 1681 nucleotides long. Its product is annotated as benzoate carboxyl methyltransferase-like. The record is from RefSeq and is a predicted model, not a curated record. Bases 144 to 1523 code for a protein of 459 amino acids. Lineage: Eukaryota; Viridiplantae; Streptophyta; Magnoliopsida; Asterales; Asteraceae. The transcript is spliced from 4 exons. Gene Ontology annotation, molecular function: S-adenosylmethionine-dependent methyltransferase activity. Gene Ontology annotation, biological process: methylation.
AUAUUUGUGAGGACGUGAUGGCUUAAGGAAAGCCAGAUAACAUGUAGGGUGGGAUGACAUACGCUCAGUAGCAUUGUUGAUGCAUGACCUAGUUACAACUUGCACAAAUCUUAUUUAAAGCAGUAACACAUGAAGGCCUAGGCAUGCCUGAGGAGCACUUGGGUCUAGGGCAGAUGGCAUUAAGACUUUCCCCAACGCCAUCCCCCCGCUUCUACGGGAACCCUUCUCUUCUCUCUCCUCUCCCUCUCACAGCAACCCCACAUAUGCCACACAGGCGUGCCCUUGUGCAAGGGUUGCACCUACAACCUCUCUCCGCCACGUCCUACUGCCACUAUCUCUCUCCUCCACCUCCUUUGCCAAAUCUGAACGGGCGGCCCUUCUUCUCCGGAGAUGGAGACAAUCUAAUAGACGUGCUACAUAUGAAUGAUGGCAAUGGAGAUUCAAGUUAUGCUAGCAAUUCCUUUCUUCAGGAACAUGCGAUACGGAGAGCGUUACCAUAUAUAAAGCAUACAAUUAUGGAUAUGGCUAAUCGUGAUGUCUUCUUCAACAGUUGUUUCAUGAUUGCUGAUUUAGGAUGUUCCUCCGGCAUGAAUACUCUAUUGGUUGCAUCUAGCAUAAUUAAUAUAGUCCAUGAUGUGUGUCAAGAAAAUAACCGUAAAACACCACAGUUUCAAGUGUGCUUGAAUGAUCUCUUUGUAAAUGAUUUUAAUACUCUUUUUAAGUUAUUACCCAACUUUUACGAAGAUCUAAAGAAGGACAAGGGAGAAAAUAUUGGUCCUUGUUUUGUUUCAGCCGUUCCAGGUUCUUUCUAUGGUAGACUCUUUCCAGACAAAAGUUUGCACUUUGUUCACUCCUCUUAUAGCAUUCAAUGGCUUUCUCAGGUACCUGAAGGUCUUGAAUGCAAUGAAUUAAAUAUAUAUAUUUCCAAAACAAGUCCUUUUAAUAUACUGCGAGCAUAUGGAAAGCAAUUUCAUACCGACUUUACAAGGUUUUUACAACUACGCCACAAAGAAUUAGUACAUGGUGGACACAUGAUUUUAGUCUUACCCGGUCGGAGUGAAGUUGAUCCAACUAGUGAUGAUUGUUGGAGUCUGUGGGAUUUACUCACCAUAUCACUUCUUGAAUUGCUUAAAGAGGGGUUGGUUCGAGAAUCAGAUAUUAACUCAUUCAAUCUUCCAUUUUAUCUUCCAUGUGAGGAUGAACUUAUGAACAUUAUUCAAGAUGAUGGAUCGUUUUCUCUUGAUAGCAUGGAUGCUUAUGAAGUCAAUUGGGAUCCACAUGAUACUGAUUACACAAAUAUGAAAGACUUAAACAUAGAGCCCAACCACACCCAUGGGAAAAACACAACAAAGAAAAACACAGCAAAAGUGAUUAGAGCUAUUACAGAACCAUUGUUGACUUAUCAUUUCGGGAGUUCCAUAAUUGACGUGCUAUUUAAGAAGUACGAGAAGCAUGUUACAAAACAUUUAGCAAUCAACAAGACAAGGCAAUUUACUAUUGUCAUUUCAUUGACCAAGAAAUGAGUAAAUUAUGUGUUAAAUUAUUAGAUUAUAUAAACUUAGACUUAGUAUUAUCUUUAUUAAUUGUUGGUAUGUCAUAAUCAUAUAUUCAUAUGUAACACUUAUGUAUUUCAUACCUUAAACUUUGUAUGAUUUAGAUUAAUUAGAUAUAAAUGGUUGUU